CAGGCGUAGUACAAGCACUCUCUUACGUAGACGAUCCAGAAGGAGAGAGCUGAUACAACAACACGGUUGAUCUGCUCAGCAAAAUCUACCUGCUUUCUGAACCAUGUCGUUGAGCCCAAAGCAUACAACGCCGUUCUCAGUGACAGAUAUUUUGAGUCCUAUCGAGGAAACAUACAAGAAGUUUGGUGGCAUGGACGGAACAGGGAACCUAAACUCUCCAUUGGGAGCUUACCGACAGCCCCAGGUGUCUCAGACUGGCAUGCAGCAGCAGCACUCCAUGGGCCACAAUGCUACCGUGUCGACCACCUACCACAUGCCACACACUGUCUCCCAGUUUUCGCACAGCGCUAUGGGGGGAUACUGCAAUGGAAGCAUUGGCAAUAUGGGAGACCUCCCGUCGUACCAGGAAACCAUGAGAAAUAGCGCAGCAGCAACAGGGUGGUAUGGCGCCAAUACUGAUCCAAGAUAUUCAACAAUUUCUAGAUUCAUGGGACCUUCCACAGGUAUGAACAUGACUGGAAUGGGGACCCUGACGGGCAUGGCGGACGCUUCCAAAUCUAUGCCACCUCUGCAUGCAGCGCCCAGACGAAAACGUCGGGUACUCUUCUCCCAGGCUCAGGUGUACGAGCUGGAAAGGAGAUUUAAGCAACAGAAAUACCUCUCUGCGCCUGAGCGGGAACACCUGGCGAGUAUGAUUCACCUGACGCCGACUCAAGUUAAGAUUUGGUUUCAGAACCACAGGUACAAGAUGAAACGACAGGCCAAGGACAAAGCGGCCCAGCAGCUGCAGCAGGACAGCAACCUUUGUCAACAACAGCAGUCCCCGAGGCGCGUGGCAGUUCCUGUUCUAGUAAAGGACGGUAAACCGUGUCAGAACGGCUCAAACACGCCAACACCGAACCAGCAGCAGGUGCAGCAACAGCAGCAACAACAGGUACAGCAGCAACAAAACGGACCAGGGGUCGUGCUCCCUGCCUCCAGUAAUGCCAUCAAUCAACAUCACAGUCAGCAGGUCAACGCCUUGGUUCAGGCCCAAGACCUGGAUGAGAUGUCACCUAGCCCCCCCUCACUCCACAGCCAGAUAAACAUGUCUCAGAUUGACACGUCUGCUGUAGACUACACCAAUAACAUGGUCAGUUCAAACCUCCUUUACGGCAGAACGUGGUAGGACCUACUGCAAUUUUUUUUCCAUUUUUAUAUGUUAACCUGCGGAUGGGCCCCUAAUGAAACAAGAAAUAUAUCAUGUUGAUACAAACAACUGUGAGAAAAUGGCGCCCUUAUUGGCUAAGAGGACAGCGCGCUUUAGGCGCAUCAGCUGGUCAGGGCACAUUUUCUUGACAUUUCUGAGAGGGAGACUAUUUUUGAACAUUACGCGAAAUGGCUGCCCUUGAAAACGAUUAUGUCGAUUCUGGACCUUUUUGUAAUCAAUGUUAUGGACUCCCUCAUGAUGUUAAAGUAGUCAAUGUUGUUGAACGCGAAUGCUGCUCCACUUUAGGGGACUGGGGGAAAUGGAGGCUAUAGGUGGGAUCAGGUAUGCUAUGGAUUUCUCUCAAGGUACUAACCACCUCCUUUGCGGUGAAAACCUGGUAUUUUAUGCUAUUAAUAUUGUAAACUAAUGUAUUCAUUUAGACUUAAAGAAAGUAGGAACUGUAUAUUUGGCUAACACACAAGAAUGCGUUUACCUGUAUAAUACUUGUUUUACGUCGACUUUUUGUUUUCUUUAUUCUUUUGUAAGUUAAAACGAACAAAUG
Messenger RNA from Hypomesus transpacificus, 1751 nucleotides. It is a transcript of the gene nkx2.4a, whose product is annotated as NK2 homeobox 4a. The coding region runs from base 104 to 1168 and encodes 354 amino acids. Gene Ontology annotation, molecular function: DNA-binding transcription factor activity, RNA polymerase II-specific; RNA polymerase II cis-regulatory region sequence-specific DNA binding. Gene Ontology annotation, biological process: regulation of transcription by RNA polymerase II; cell differentiation. NCBI's taxonomy places the organism in Eukaryota, Metazoa, Chordata, Actinopteri, Osmeriformes, Osmeridae. The record is from RefSeq and is a predicted model, not a curated record. The transcript is spliced from 2 exons. Gene Ontology annotation, cellular component: nucleus.